AGCAUCCAUGACACCAAAGCAAUGGUGCUGCACUAUUCAGAUGCGCACUACUUACACAUGGUUGCGCGCACAUCCGCGUAAAUAAAGAUCCCCACUAUUGUUAUUGACUCACCAUCUCUGCUGAAAUCAUUUAUGGAUCUUACUCGCUCUGCUUCACACGAGACCAACACGCGGCUCUUAUGGAAGAUCCGCCCCCUCGCCGGCGUCCACUUUACUGGCGGAAGUGACCGUUUGGUGUCAGUAGAAAGAGAACCAUGGAUGAGCACCGAGACAGCGACAGCGCGCCCCCCUCACCCACACGCUUCAGACGCACGCGCUCGUUGGUUCCUGUCGGUUAUAAGACAGAAAUCAAAGAGCUGGCCAAGUUAGCCGGACCGGUGAUGAUCGCGCAGCUGAUGAGUUUCGCGGUGAGUUUUGUGAGUACAGUUUUCUGCGGUCAUCUGGGGAGGACGGAGCUGGCGGGAGUGUCUCUGGCUAUAGCAGUGAGCAAUGUGACAGGUGUUUCCAUUGGGGUCGGUUUGGCUUCAGCAUGUGACACUCUGAUCUCUCAGACAUAUGGGAGUGGAAACCUGAAGAAAGUGGGGGUCAUCCUUCAGCGGGCCGUCCUCAUCCUGUUGCUGGCAUGUUUCCCCUGCUGGGCCAUUCUCAUCAACACCAAAUCCAUCCUGCUGGCUGUCAGGCAGGAGCCAGAAGUCGCCAGUUUGGCUCAGCUGUACGUGAAGAUCUUUAUGCCAGCACUUCCUGCUGCAUUCAUGUUUUCAUUACUGUCCAGAUAUCUACAAAAUCAGGGAAUUAUAUGGCCACAAGUAAUCACAGGCUUUUUGGUGAACCUCCUUAACGCCCUCAUUAACUACCUUCUUCUCUUUGUCUUGAAAAUGGGAGUGGCAGGUUCUGCUUUGGCAAACACCUUAUCUCAGUUCUCCAUGGUUGGGAUUCUUUAUGCGUACAUCGUUUGUCGAGGCCUUCACAAAGCCACGUGGGCAGGCUGGUCCAGAGAGUGUCUCCAGGACUGGGGCUCAUACAUCCGUUUAGCCAUCCCCAGCAUGGUCAUGAUGUGUGUCGAGUGGUGGACCUAUGAGAUUGGAGGCUUUCUGGCAGGUCUUGUAAGUGAAGUGGAACUUGGAGCUCAGUCGAUUGUCUUUGAAUUGGCUAAUGUUGCUGUUAUGUUUCCUUUGGGUUUCAGUGUUGCUGGUAAUGUUAGAGUUGGAAACGCCUUGGGAGCUGGAGAUACAGAGCAGGGCAAGCUGUCUGCUAAACUCACACUCUUCUGUGCAGUGUUGGUGUCUGUGGGCAUGGCUUCACUCAUCGGAGGCCUGAAGGACCACAUCUCUUAUGUCUUCACAAACGACGAGAAAAUCCGAGAAAGAGUCUCAGACGUCAUCCCUUUCUAUGUUCCGUUCUUGCUCUUAGAUGCAACAUCUGUUGCUUGUGGUGGCAUCAUAAGAGGAGCUGGUAAGCAGAAAGUAGGCGCCAUAUGCAACAUUGUGGGAUAUUAUGGAAUUGGGUUUCCUGUUGGAAUCCCACUCAUGUUUGCCACCAAAUUAGGAAUUAAGGGGCUGUGGACAGGCCUCUGUACCUGUAUGUCAGUGCAAUGCACUUUCUUGAUUUUCUAUAUGAUACGAGUGGAUUGGAAGGAUGUCACAGUGGAGGCUCAGGUCAGAGCAGGAGUGUGUGAGAGCGACACUGAAACAAGUCCUGAACCAGAGGAUGCAGAGAUCUACAGCUGCCCCCCUGACACCACCCAGCUGGAAGACACAGACACUCUUCCGGUUGUUGUAAAGGAUCAACUCGACUUCAGGAAUCUGGUUCUGCGCAGAGGCUUAGCUUUGGCUGUCAUGUUAUUCAUCCUGGCUGUUGGAAUCAUUUUAAAUCUGCUUAUCACUAAUUUAGUCACAUGACUUUGAGGCUUUCGUACUCCGUGUAGCGACUUCUUAGUGCUCAACACGAGGUGAAGGUUUGCACUGCAGCACUAAAGCAGGGCAGGAGGCGCAUACGAGCUGGAGGCGGAGCACGCCGAAAGAUCAACUAUUGAGAUGUUUCUCUGAAAGCACAUUGUCCUGUGGCUGUGCUCAUGUUUGUAUCACAGCCACAAAGAGAGGUGAGUCGAGCUAAAGAGUGUUCGACAGCCAGGGUGUACUUGAAACAAUAAAAUCAAACGUUCUUGCCGUCUGUGA
This is a messenger RNA of Oryzias melastigma (Indian medaka), 2174 nucleotides long. Its product is annotated as multidrug and toxin extrusion protein 1. Gene Ontology annotation, biological process: xenobiotic detoxification by transmembrane export across the plasma membrane. The transcript is spliced from 17 exons. Gene Ontology annotation, molecular function: xenobiotic transmembrane transporter activity; antiporter activity. Bases 255 to 1898 code for a protein of 547 amino acids. Lineage: Eukaryota; Metazoa; Chordata; Actinopteri; Beloniformes; Adrianichthyidae. Gene Ontology annotation, cellular component: membrane. The record is from RefSeq and is a predicted model, not a curated record.